GGAGAGGCCCCCUCGGCUGGCGCCCGCCCACCCGGCGGCGGCCGCCAAGUGCCUCUGGGCGCUGCGUGCCGCGCCCGCUGCUCCGCGCGCAGCCGGCUCGGGCCGCUCCUCCUGACUGAGGCGCGGCGGCGGCGGUGGCUGUGACCGCGCGGACCGAGCCGAGACAUUCGCGCCGGGGGCUCGGGCGCCGCCGCCGCUGGGCCCCGGGCGCGUGGAUGCGGCUGGGUCGGGCGGUGCCGCACACCUGAGGCGGAGAACGGGGCGCGGCGCGGGCGACGCUGUCAGGGCCGCGGUUCCUGACGCCCAGGCGCUCGCCAGGACGAGCCAGGCAGUGAUUUGAGGCACCGGGUUCACCUUCACCCAUGGUCCGGAGAGCCUAGCGGGGCUCGCCGCCGCCUCCCGGCUCCCCUUCCACGCCUCCCACCCCUCGGCGCCGCAUCCUGCCAGCCUCGCCGCCCCGCCAGCGCCGGGCAACCGCCUCGCCCGAAGCCCUGCCUCGUUACUGGCCGCAUACCCCGGCGGCGCCGCCGCGGGAAGCGGCUCCCCCUCCUCUUCCUCCGCGUCCUCUUCCCUCUUUCCCCCGCCGGGGCCGCUUGUUGCACCGCCCCGCGGCCUGCGGGAGCCGCUCGCACCGGCCUUGUGCUCGCGUCCGCACCCCUUUCUGUCGCCCCCGGGGCCCGCACCCCAGCCCGGCCGGCGAGACCCCUGCCAGACCCCGCUGCCCGCACAAAAUGUCGGCCCGGACGCCAUUGCCGACGGUGAACGAGCGGGACACGGAAAAUAUGGGUGACCUGGAGGAUAAGCUGGUGCCCUUCAUUGGAGAGUUGCCCACGCAUCUGGACCAGAAUUCAGAGCAGCUGAAGCAAGUGGUCCAGCGGGAGCUGAAGGAGUUCCAUGAGACAUGCCAGCACAUCAGCUAUGUCAAGCCAUACAUCUGUGGAUGGAUAUACUGAACCACACAUCCAGCCUACCAAGUCAAGUAGCAGACAGAACAUCCCCCGGUGUAGAAACUCCAUUACGUCAGCAACAGAUGAACAGCCUCACAUUGGAAAUUACCGUUUACAAAAAACAAUAGGGAAGGGAAAUUUUGCCAAAGUCAAAUUGGCAAGACACGUUCUAACUGGUAGAGAGGUUGCUGUGAAAAUAAUAGACAAAACUCAGCUAAAUCCUACCAGUCUACAAAAGUUAUUUCGAGAAGUACGAAUAAUGAAGAUACUGAAUCAUCCUAAUAUAGUAAAAUUGUUUGAAGUUAUUGAAACAGAGAAGACUCUCUAUUUAGUCAUGGAAUACGCGAGUGGGGGUGAAGUAUUUGAUUACUUAGUUGCCCAUGGAAGAAUGAAAGAGAAAGAGGCCCGUGCAAAAUUUAGGCAGAUUGUAUCUGCUGUACAGUACUGUCAUCAAAAGUACAUUGUUCACCGUGAUCUUAAGGCUGAAAACCUUCUCCUUGAUGGUGAUAUGAAUAUUAAAAUUGCUGACUUUGGUUUUAGUAAUGAAUUUACAGUUGGGAACAAAUUGGACACAUUUUGUGGAAGCCCACCCUAUGCUGCUCCCGAGCUUUUCCAAGGAAAGAAGUAUGACGGGCCUGAAGUGGAUGUGUGGAGUCUGGGCGUCAUUCUCUAUACAUUAGUCAGUGGCUCCUUGCCUUUCGAUGGCCAGAAUUUAAAGGAACUGCGAGAGCGAGUUUUACGAGGGAAGUACCGUAUUCCCUUCUAUAUGUCCACAGACUGUGAAAAUCUUCUGAAGAAAUUAUUAGUCCUGAAUCCAAUAAAGAGAGGCAGCUUGGAACAAAUAAUGAAAGAUCGAUGGAUGAAUGUUGGUCAUGAAGAAGAAGAACUAAAGCCAUAUACUGAGCCUGAUCCAGAUUUCAAUGACACAAAAAGAAUAGACAUUAUGGUCACCAUGGGCUUUGCACGAGAUGAAAUAAAUGAUGCCUUAAUAAAUCAGAAGUAUGAUGAAGUUAUGGCUACUUAUAUUCUUCUAGGUAGAAAACCACCUGAAUUUGAAGGUGGUGAAUCGUUAUCCAGUGGAAACUUGUGUCAGAGGUCCCGGCCCAGUAGUGACUUAAAUAACAGCACUCUUCAGUCCCCUGCUCACCUGAAGGUCCAGAGAAGUAUCUCAGCAAAUCAGAAGCAGCGGCGUUUCAGUGAUCAUGCUGGUCCAUCCAUUCCUCCUGCUGUAUCAUAUACCAAAAGACCUCAGGCUAACAGCGUGGAAAGUGAACAGAAAGAGGAGUGGGACAAAGAUGUGGCUCGAAAACUUGGCAGCACAACAGUUGGAUCAAAAAGCGAGAUGACUGCAAGCCCUCUUGUAGGGCCAGAGAGGAAAAAAUCUUCAACUAUUCCAAGUAACAAUGUGUAUUCUGGAGGUAGCAUGGCAAGAAGGAAUACAUAUGUCUGUGAAAGGACCACAGAUCGAUACGCAGCAUUGCAGAAUGGAAAAGACAGCAGCCUUACGGAGAUGUCUGUGAGUAGCAUAUCUUCUGCAGGCUCUUCGGUGGCCUCUGCUGUCCCCUCAGCACGACCCCGCCACCAGAAGUCCAUGUCCACUUCUGGUCAUCCUAUUAAAGUCACACUGCCAACCAUUAAAGACGGCUCUGAAGCUUACCGGCCUGGCAGUACAACCCAGAGAGUGCCUGCUGCUUCCCCAUCUGCUCACAGUAUUAGUACUGCGACUCCAGACCGGACCCGUUUUCCCCGAGGGAGCUCAAGCCGAAGCACUUUCCAUGGUGAACAGCUCCGGGAGCGACGCAGCGCUGCUUAUAAUGGGCCACCUGCUUCACCAUCCCAUGAAACGGGUGCAUUUGCACAUGCCAGAAGGGGAACGUCAACUGGUAUAAUAAGCAAAAUCACAUCCAAAUUUGUUCGCAGGGAUCCAAGUGAAGGCGAAGCCAGUGGCAGAACCGACACCUCAAGAAGUACAUCAGGGGAACCAAAAGAAAGAGACAAGGAAGAGGGUAAAGAUUCUAAGCCGCGUUCUUUGCGGUUCACAUGGAGUAUGAAGACCACUAGUUCAAUGGACCCUAAUGACAUGAUGAGAGAAAUCCGAAAAGUGUUAGAUGCAAAUAACUGUGAUUAUGAGCAAAAAGAGAGAUUUUUGCUUUUCUGUGUCCAUGGAGAUGCUAGACAGGAUAGCCUCGUGCAGUGGGAGAUGGAAGUCUGCAAGUUGCCACGACUGUCACUUAAUGGGGUUCGCUUCAAGCGAAUAUCUGGGACAUCUAUUGCCUUUAAAAACAUUGCAUCAAAAAUAGCAAAUGAGCUUAAGCUGUAAAGAAGUCCAGAUUUACAGGUUCAGGGAAGAUACAUAAAUAUAUGAGGUACAGUUUUUGAAUGUACUGGUAAUGCCUAAUGUGGUCUGCCUGUGAAUCUCCCCAUGUAGAAUUUGCCCUUAAUGCAAUAAGGUUAUACAUAGUUAUGAACUGUAAAAUUAAAGUCAGUAUGAACUAUAAUAAAUAUCUGUAGCUUAAAAAGUAGGUUCACAUGUACAGGUAAGUAUAUUGUGUAUUUCUGUUCAUUUUCUGUUCAUAGAGUUGUAUAAUAAAACAUGAUUGCUUAAAAACUU
Molecule: messenger RNA, 3558 nt
Organism: Pongo pygmaeus (Bornean orangutan)
Lineage: Eukaryota; Metazoa; Chordata; Mammalia; Primates; Hominidae
Gene: MARK1
Product: microtubule affinity regulating kinase 1
Exons: 19
Coding region: 895-3267 (790 amino acids)
Biological process (GO): intracellular signal transduction; protein phosphorylation
Cellular component (GO): cytoplasm
Molecular function (GO): protein serine/threonine kinase activity; ATP binding
Source: RefSeq, a predicted model, not a curated record